CUGGUCUUUAGCAAGUAGCAACACGAGGACGGAAUCAAAAGAACUUCUGUCAACAUUUGGUCAGACUUCAUCACGUUGAGCAACACACAAGCAACUCAGUAUUUUACUCAUUUUCAUCUUUCACUAAUUUAAUAACCAAACUACGAAUUUCAAUAAACAUCCAGAUUCGGAUUUCCCCGAAUAACACCAUCCCCAGUUGAACUGAAUCUUUGUUUUCUUCUUUUCCACCUUUCAUGGCGGCAGAUCUCAUUUUCAGGUAAUGCUUCACGCAUUCUCGUUUUCACUUUAUCGAUUACUGUUGCAUCUGUGCUGCUGAAUCAUCACAAGAACGAAAAGCCUGCACAAAUUUCUUUCGUCGAGGGCUUGAAAUCGAAUGAAAACUCGGUUUUGUUGAGAUUUUGUUUAAUGCCAAAUUGAUAUCAAUAGGGUGUCAAGAACAUAAUUAGGUUUUCCCUUUAAUCAUUCUAUUCUUCUCCUCCUGUUCAUACAAAGUUACUGCUAAAAUUAAGCUGUUCUUGUUAAUGGGUUUCUGCGCUUACCCUUUAUAAGCAACUUACAUCAGUCAAAAUCGAGCUUAUUUUUUCUCAAUGACUUCAAUCCCUGAAAAGCGGGUGUUCUCCUCACGUUUGCUUUCAUUCUUGAUCUUCAUUUCAAUGUUCUUCAUACUCAUUUCUUCAUCACUCCUCUUUCGAAUUGGUGACAAUUCCUUCGUACCCAAAUCAAUUUACAACCUAAUUGUUGUUAAUAGUGUCGCAAAUGAACCCAAAUCGAUUUCUUGCAAAGAAAAAUGCCCCAUCAAACCAGUUGCCUCUUGUGAUCCAAAUCAAGCUAUUUUAAAAGUGUUUAUGUACGAUUUACCCCCUGAUUUUCACUUUGGGCUAUUAGGUUGGACAGGAAAACAAAACCAAAUAUGGCCAAAUGUUGGUAACUUUAGUGAAAUCCCUAAAUACCCAGGUGGAUUAAACUUACAACACAGUAUAGAAUAUUGGCUCACACUUGAUCUUUUAUCAUCAAUCACUCAAAAUGUUCCUCGAUCUUGUUCCUCUAUUCUUGUAGAUAAUUCGAGUCAAGCGGAUAUAAUUUUUGUCCCCUUUUUUUCGUCUUUGAGUUACAAUAGGCAUUCUAAGAUUCAAGGGAAUGAGCAAAAUAGUACUAAUGAUAUCUUGCAAGAGAGGUUGGUGGAAUAUUUGAAGGGUAGAGAUGAAUGGAAAAGAUUUGGAGGAAAAGAUCAUUUGAUCAUGGCUCAUCACCCUAAUAGCAUGUUGAUUGCUAGAUGGAAAUUGGGUUCCGCUAUGUUUGUGCUUGCGGAUUUCGGUAGAUAUUCCAAUGAGAUUGCAAAUGUUGAUAAAGAUGUGAUUGCUCCUUAUAAACAUGUUGUUAGGACUAUCGAUGCUAAAAAAUCGCCUUCUUUUGAAGAACGCCCCACGUUGGUGUACUUCCAAGGAGCAAUUUAUCGAAAAGAUGGUGGAGUGAUUCGUCAAGAAUUAUACUACCUAAUGAAAGACGAAAAAGAUGUGCAUUUCACUUUCGGAAGUGCCAUUGGAGGUGGGGUCCGCACGGCAUCCACAGGGAUGUCAUCAUCCAAAUUCUGCCUCAACAUUGCAGGAGACACACCUUCUUCAAAUCGCCUUUUUGAUGCAAUUGUCAGCCAUUGUGUUCCUGUUAUCAUAAGUGAUGAAAUCGAACUCCCAUUUGAAGACAUUCUUGACUACUCCAAAUUUUCCAUUUUUGUCCCUGCAUCAGAAGCAUGCAAAAAAGGGUACCUCUUGAAACUUCUCAGAGGGGUUAAAAAGGAAAAAUGGACAGAAAUGUGGGAAAAUUUGAAGCAAAUUGCACCACAUUUUGAGUAUGAGUAUCCUUCGAAACCUGGUGAUGCUGUUGACAUGAUUUGGAAAGCGGUUUCAAGAAAGAUAUCGAGUUUACAUUAUAAAACUCAUAGGAAAAAUAGAUAUAAUAGGUCGCAAAAAUUCUUGAAUGCUCGUUAAAUUACGCUUUUGCCCUUUUGGAAGAUGAGUAUUUUUAUCUCCAUACGAUAGUAAGUUUUGUUGCACCAAAAUGUUGUAAUAUUGGUGUAGACGACGAGUCAUGUUCAAUCCAGUAUGUUAUCUUGUUACACCAAAAAAAAAAAAACAUUUUUGAGUUGAUUUAUUUUUGUAAGUUUUAUAUAUUUUAAAAAAUAUCCCAUAUGUUAUUAG
This is a messenger RNA of Lactuca sativa (garden lettuce), 2195 nucleotides long. RefSeq names its product putative arabinosyltransferase ARAD1. Lineage: Eukaryota; Viridiplantae; Streptophyta; Magnoliopsida; Asterales; Asteraceae. Gene Ontology annotation, molecular function: glycosyltransferase activity. The record is from RefSeq and is a predicted model, not a curated record.